Messenger RNA from Sorex fumeus (smoky shrew), 2502 nucleotides. It is a transcript of the gene SERTAD3, whose product is annotated as SERTA domain containing 3. The transcript is spliced from 3 exons. Gene Ontology annotation, biological process: positive regulation of DNA-templated transcription. The coding region runs from base 1276 to 1869 and encodes 197 amino acids. Gene Ontology annotation, cellular component: nucleus. The record is from RefSeq and is a predicted model, not a curated record. NCBI's taxonomy places the organism in Eukaryota, Metazoa, Chordata, Mammalia, Eulipotyphla, Soricidae.
UAAGCUUUAGAGAGGUUUGGGGGAGUCUGAGACUUCAGUUAGAGAGCCUGGGCGGCAGUAGUUAGGGCAAAAUUUUCGAGUGGAGGGAGUUUGAGACGGGGACAUGGUGUGUCUGGAGAAGCGGAAAAACCUGGGAAGAAACUUUUGGGUCAGGGAAUCUGGAGAGAACAAUUCGGGUUGAGUACGGGGCUUAAGAAUUCUGGGGAACAAUACUGCGAGAUGUGAGGGGCUGGAACCGGGAUCCUGAGCGUUUGGAGAAGUGAAAGAACAAGAUGCAAGGAAUCUUGCUCGGUCUUCCAGACUCGGUGGCGCGGCUGGGGUGCUGGAGAAGAGUUCCAGCGUUCGGCGCUUGGAGCCGGAGGGGGAGUUUGGAGAUGAAGUCGGGAGGCUUUUUUGGAAGGGUUGAAUAGGAGAAAAUUAAACGGGGGUAAGGUCUCAGAAUUGAAAUGAAGCUAGUCUUCCGCACGGAGUGGAUCGGAGGGCAGUUUGUAGUUUUUGAGCGAUAUGUUAGGGACCCGAGAGCAGUUUCGGGGUAGACUCUAGACUCCUUCGGACCCAGAGAAAGCAGCUUCAGAGUUGGCGUUUAGGGUGGGGGGAGGGGUACUCCGGGCGGGGAGCUCAGACCGGCCGCCCUGGAGGCAACGGAGGGCGGGGCUCGGCUAGCGCCGGGCAGCUGGACGUCCGGGUUCCCCUCCCCCACCCCUCCCUGUGCGCAUGCUCGGAGGGAGGGCGGGGGUUGGUCCCUGUGGUUUGCUGAGCCCUCUGGGGACUGUAGUGCGCGCUCGACGUCAAUGCCUAUGCCCGGAGGCUAUUUGCCUUUUUUCCCAGAAGGCCUUGAGCGAAAUUGGGGCGUGUCUGCCCGCUGAAUAGAGGGGCGAGGUCGCGGGAGAGUCGAGAGCUACCUGAUUGGAAGGGCCGGUGGGGGGCGGGGCUUGGCUUUAGUCUCGUCCCAACUAGUUUUCCUUUGGGGCGUUUUGCACGGGAAAGCCAAAGGCACUGGUGGAGGAAGAGGGGAGGCCACUUCCAAGCUCAAGGUCGCUUAGGAAGAGGGAAUGGACAGAAAGAGCGGCCCUGUGAAAGGAGAGGCGAUCAAGAAAAGGAUUCCCUCCUUCCACUCCAGGUCUCUGUACUCCACACCUGUCUUGUGUAACACCUUUGAAGAAAUGAGUAAUGUGGAGAGUACAGAUUUAGGAUUCAGAAGGACUUGAGUUAGAUGAGAAAAAUUGAGCCUCAAGGAUGUAAAUUCACUGUUCAAGGCCACAUCGGCAAGGCAUCAUGGUUGGGGGCUUGAAGAGGAAACACUCGGAUGUGGAGGAGGAGGAAGAUGAGAAAUGGGACUGGAGUCCCGCAGGCCUGCGGAGCUACCAGCAAGCCCUGCUGCGAAUCUCCCUCGACAAAGUUCAGCGCAGCCUGGGCCCCCGUGCCCCCAGCUUGCGCCGGCAUGUCCUGAUCCACAAUACGCUCCAGCAGCUGCAGGCGGCGCUCUGCCUGGCGCCCACACCGGCCCUGCCCCCGGAGCCCCUGUUCCUGGGUGAGGAGGACUUUUCCCUGUCCUCCACCAUUGGCUCUAUUCUCAGGGAGCUGGACACCACCAUGGACGAGAGCGAGCCCCCGCAGAAUCCAGUGGCGCCCCCAGCACCCCAAAAUGAAGUGCCACACCAGCCUGAUCCGGUCUUUUUGGAAGCGCUGAGUUCCCGGUACCUGGAGGACUCCAGCCUGGACGAUUUUUUUCUGGACAUUGACACAUCCACGGUGGAGAAGGAGCCCACGCUGGCCCCACCCGAGCCCCCGCACAACCUCUUCUGUGCCCCAGGCUCCUGGGAGUGGAACGAACUUGAUCACAUCAUGGAAAUUAUUCUGGGAUCCUAAAACUUGGAAGGGGGCGUGGGGGGGGUGGUUCCUUCCUCAUCUCAGGCGGGCUGGAGCCCAGGAGGCAAAUCUGUAUGUGUGUGUGUUGGGGGAGGGGGGCCCUCUCCUCCCACUGCAGGGUUCCACAGACCAUCUUGCAUGUGUGUGUGUGUCUGGUUACCACCACCUUCUGUGAAGGUGUUUUUUUUUUUUUUUCCCUGAAUUAAUUUAUCUACUCCAAAUGCCUUAACAAGACUGUUUCUGGGAAUCUGAUUUCCCUCUUCACAUUUCUUCUGCCUUGUCCUCCCAGUUCCUUCUCCCCUGGUGACCACUGGGGCCCUCAGGGAAGAUAAAACUGGGCCUGUGAAGGUCGCCCAGCAGGGGCUGUCUGUUGCUAUGGAAACCAGGCCCUGCCUCUCUGCACCUCCCAGAAGUGGAAAGGGGCUGGCAUCCUCCCCCUGCCCAGGCUGAAUCCUACCUCCUUGGCAGGACCCCAGUCCCAGCAGCCUCCUGAUUGAUAACCAGGCCGGACCACGUGCAAUAGGAUGGAAACCAAACUGCUCCAUGCCGCACUAUUUAAAGAAAGGCGGGUUUUGUGGUGGCUUUUUUUUUUCCUUUGUUUGUAUUUUUUUUUUUUUAAUAAAAGUAUUUUGG